Molecule: messenger RNA, 1854 nt
Organism: Ophidiomyces ophidiicola
Lineage: Eukaryota; Fungi; Ascomycota; Eurotiomycetes; Onygenales; Onygenaceae
Exons: 1
Coding region: 1-1854 (617 amino acids)
Biological process (GO): membrane protein proteolysis
Cellular component (GO): lumenal side of endoplasmic reticulum membrane; cytoplasmic side of endoplasmic reticulum membrane; membrane
Molecular function (GO): aspartic endopeptidase activity, intramembrane cleaving
Source: RefSeq, a predicted model, not a curated record
AUGCCGCUGCCCACCUCUGUAUUCGAAGUCCUUGAUGGUGCUCUCCAUUUAUUUAAAACUACCAAGCCCCUGAUUCCAACAUACAUUCACCUAGUGAUCUCUGCUCUGUUCUGCAUCUAUAUCGGUGCCCAUGCCUCCCUAUCAAGACCGUCGUCUGCAGCCAAGCCAGCUGAAAAGGAACACAAGGGCGAAGAAAGUGAAGAUAAUGAGGAUAGCGAUGAUGAGCAAGGCAUGAUUCAGAAAAUGGAGGGUCUGGAACCUUCGGAUGCGAUCAUGUUUCCUAUACUCUCUGCCCUAACCCUAGGAGGCCUAUAUUUCCUUCUCAAGCAUUUCGACCCAGCAAUAUUGAACAAGGUUAUUAAUUGGUAUUUUUCGCAUGCCGGCCUUGUCUUCGCAACCGCAUUUGUUAAGGAUGGUCUUGCCGUACUCAAAUCCCUGGUUUUCCCUAGACAUUACUCAUCUGCGGGCUCCUUGUGGAAAGUUGGCCAGGAAAAGCGUGUGUUCACGGAGGUUAGUGGCGCAGUAGAGGGUGCUACGGGUCCUAGAACGCGCACUUCCCCCCUUCCUGGGAUAUUCAGCACCAUUCAUCUCCCACAGUCAGUUAGUUCAGGGCUUUGGCACAUUCGUGGAGCUGUGUAUGGAAAAGCGUUACUUCGCGGUCGUAUCGGUUCUCUUCUCGAUAUAAAAGCUCGCUUUACAAUCCUUGACGCCUUGAGCAUUAUUAUUGCUCUCAGUGCAACUGGAUACUCCGUGUUUGUGGGCAGGCCAUGGUGGCUUAUUAAUUUUCUAGGCUUUUCCUUUUCAUAUGGUGCUCUUCAAUUCUUAUCACCAACCACCUUCUCGACCGGAAGUCUGUUAUUAGGGGCUCUCUUCUUUUACGAUAUUUAUUUCGUUUUCUAUACCCCCAUGAUGGUCACGGUUGCAAAGAAGCUGGAUGUACCGGUCAAACUUCUGUUUCCCCGGCCUCCAUCGCCAAAAGAUGACCCAAACCUGGCGUCCCUGGCUAUGCUUGGCUUGGGUGACAUUGUCGUCCCUGGAACGAUAAUUGGCCUAGCUUUGCGAUUCGAUCUCUAUCUGCAUUAUCUUCGACAAUCUUUACCCCAGAAAGAGAAUGAAAUUGAUAUUGACCGGAGACCCAGAUAUCUCAGCGCAACUGGAGGAUGGGGAGAGCGCCUUUGGACUAAGUCCAACUCGUCUUUAAAGCUCCCUGUAAAGGAAACUUCGUUCCAUAAAGCAAAGUCAUUUCGCAAAACGUACUUCAAUGCUGGAAUGACCGGCUACCUUCUCGGAAUGCUUGCCACUCUGAUCGCGAUGCAGAUUUCCAAUCAACCUCAACCGGCAUUGUUAUAUCUCGUUCCUGGCGUACUUUCUGCAAUUUGGACAGCUGCACUCAUAAAUGGGGAUAUAUCAGCCAUGUGUAACUUUUCCGAUGGGGUGACUGAUGAGGAUGAUGAAGCAGCAGAGGUUGCCCAGAACACUGACAAGGAAAAGACCUUGCAGGAGCAAGAACAAGGGACAUGGGUCGAGUAUUUAAGAAAUCUUAUAUUUGGCAGCCCUGAGCCGGUUUCAGCGCGAGGUAAAGGGAACCGAACCGGAAACAAACUGGCCGAUGAUGAGAACGAAUCAGUAAAUAAAAAGGACCGAAAAACGAAAGAGUUAAAAUCCCGGGAGCUUGUUUACUUUUCCAUUUCCUUACCUCCUAAAAGGGGCAAUAAGGGUUCAUCACCUUCGUUCAAGGCCGAAUUCGAGACAGGAUCCGAGUCUCUCGUUUCGAUACCAGAUAGCGGCUUAAGCUCACCUGUUAUUGUUGAGGAUGUGGAAGAGAACCCUGUUAAAAAAAGGAGAACUCGAUGA